AUGCCAGCCCUAGUCUUCUCGCGUAUCCUUUACUGCAACCAGUGCGCUGCUCAGGAGGACUGCCCACGUUGUGCUCCAUUCUCAGAGAUUCUACAGUCCAGCUGGGUCCUAUUUCUGCUGCCGUUGGUGGUUGUAGGCCUUGGGACAUCUCUUGGCCGAGCAGUUGUGGCUGCAACCCAGGUCCCUUCCAACUUUCGGCGGGGGACGAUUUGUGCAGUUGCCUUCGGGAACUCCACCGGCAUGCCAGUCGUGUUACUGACCGUGGUAAAUCAGUCCAUGACGGCUUUCGGGAAUGGUCCGAUAGGCCACACAGAUCCCCUGCUUCAUCUUCCUGCCUAUCUCAUGCUGUACCCUGUGCUGCAGUGGGGCAUUGGUACCUGGUUGCUUGCCCCAACUGGAGAUGAGGAGAUUACGCUGACUAUCCCGCCCCCUGCAAAGAUGAGUGCACGCGAGCGAUGGUGCGGUGCUGAGGAAGUUCCUGUAUCUGUUGGAGCCCUGAGAACCGCGCUGGAGCACGCCCUGGUACCGCCUGUGCUUGCUGCCCUGGCGGGGCUCUUGGUAGCUUUAUCUCCCUUCCGCGGGAUUCUAGUCGACCUCGCUGGCCAAGCCAACGACGCCCCACUGGAAUGGCUAUACGAUGGGAUCUACAAGCUAGGGGACGCUGCAGUGCCGCUAAACUUGUUGCUCUUAGGAAGCUCCCUAUCUCAAGGUGCCGACUUUGAAGCACUGCCACUAAAGGUCGGCAUGGCCAUCACCUUCUGCAAGAUGGUUCUCAUGCCACUCUUGAUGAGCCUAGUUGUGUAUGGGCUGAUACGGCUCGUGAAUGGUAAGGAUCCCGCCAUGUGGCUGGUUGCAUUUAUUGUGACUUGCACACCAACUGCGAACAAUGUAGGCAUCAUGGCCAACCUGGGCGGUCAAAGCGUGGAGUCCAUGGCCACAGCAAUUUUCAUCCAGUACAUCUUUGCCCCGGUGCUCAUAACUCUGUCGCUGACCUACUUCAUGUGGUUGCUCUCCUGUGAAUGGUAUUUGCCGACUUCGUCGCUUUAA
Symbiodinium pilosum is the source of this 1047-nucleotide messenger RNA. Lineage: Eukaryota; Dinophyceae; Suessiales; Symbiodiniaceae. The record is from the annotation of a GenBank genome assembly.